GCAUUCAGGAAGUAACUUUUUUCUCCAGCAGGACAUUGGCAGCUUCAAUGUGAACAUGUCGUUUGGAGGUUAACUUGGAAAAAUAGUGAGCUAUUUAAAGUUGACGUACACUUAUCAUAUAUCAGUUGGGAGUGGGGUGUUUUAUUUUUUUAAUAAACGCAAGCUAGUGUUCCUGGCUUGAUAUUUUAGUAGGAUUAGCUAGUUAGCUAACGUUAGCCAGCUGGUGCUGUCCUCAGCAAGCAGCUGUUUUUCUUAGUGUUAGCUAGCUGGCUUUCUAACUGCAUUGAAACUUUUACAUUUACGAACGCGUUUUAACUUGAGUAAUGCGGAAGAAUGAUCGAAUGGCUUAAAGUAAGCUCUGCUAGGAAUAUAACUCAAGCUGUCAUGAAGUAGACGGAUUAAUUUCGAGAUCAUUUGUAAGGUAACCAUUCGAACCUGGCUAUAGCUCGUUGGCAUCAGGUUGUUCCCUACACCUGACUAUCUACGUUACGCUAUUUGAUGUGACGCCUUUACUUAUCGUACAAUUUAAAACAUUAUUUCAGUAAGUAGUUACAACAAUGAAGCUUUCUCGAGCAGAAUAUAAAACCAUAGCAAAAUUCACGGAACAACUCAGACCCACACGCCAGUGUAUGAAAAUGCUGAAGGACAGAUUUUCCAGUCACUCGCAGUCCACUCUGCUGAGCAUCUUCUCCCUGGAGUACCAGAGAAGAACGAAAAGAACGAUUUCAAAGCACCUUACCCCAGAAGCUAUUGAAAGCUACUACCAAAGGUACGUGAGCACGGUGAAGACUCGUCCCUCUUCCCCGGUCCUGUUGGACUUGGCCAAUGAGGUGGACGUCUCCCCCUCUCUCCUGGCGCGGGCCGUCCUGGAGAGGUUCCUCGAGGAGCGGGAGGGCGUAGCGCCCACCAAACCAGUCAUAAACAGCCUGCUGCGGGAGCCAUCUUUAAUUCCAGACCACAGUCUUGCAAAUCACGUCUACCAGUGCACAAUAAAUGACUGCUGCUACGGGCCGUUGGUAGACUGCAUCAAACAUGCUAUUGGCCAGGAACAUGAGGUCCUUCUGCGUGACAAGCUGAGAGAGAGAAACCUGUCCUUUUUAGAUGAAAAUCAACUACGUGCCAAGGGCUAUGACAAGACUCCAGACAUCAUCCUGGAGGUGCCAAUAGCUGUUGAGGGCCACAUUGUUCACUGGAUCGAGAGCAAGGCUUCUUUCGGGGAUGAGUGCAGCCAUCGCACCUACCUGAACGAGCAGUUCUGGAGCUACUGGAACAGUCAGGACCACACGAGUACCGGGUUUGUCCAUUUGGGUGACGCAGGGGCCCAUUUGGGUGAUGGAGAACAGAGAGCUCUUAAAGAUCCGAUGAACUCCCUGACACCGCUUCCUGCUGCAGAGGCGAGCCUUUCUUGUAGAAGAGACUCGUGGGCAAACCGUCAGGGGGAGCGCCGGACCAGACGACCGCCGCGUGGACGUCAGGAAAAACACUGGCUCUCGUGACGGCUGUAGGAAAACAUGGCGGCCUCCGACGACGACGCGGUUUCCCACGGCCGUCUCUUACCGAGCAGAGAGGAGGCCCGACUCCCGGCUGUUUGUUUUCCACCGUAGCCAAAACGAGAGGCGCGUGUGUCAGAGCGAGUCGGACCGUGACGCCCCAGAUCCGAGCACCGGGGGGGGGGCAGCCGUCGGGACUUCUGAGGGAGAGACGGAGCUGAGCUCGGGGUCAGACGCGGAAUAUGGCAGCUACGCCGCACCCGAACGUACCGUUUCUGUUAAACAACGGUGCACAAGUUCGCCGUAAGCUGCCAGCGGAUCAACAUUUGGAAAAGUAAUACCACUGCUGUCGUCAAAGUGUGCGCAUAUGUUACACAAAUAUAACAUGCCAAGAGACUGUUUUUUUUGGUCUUUAUUCCCCAUUCUGAGAUACCGUAGACAAUGAUCUAUUGUUGUGUCUACCUGAACAUCUUGUACAUGCAGUGACCUCCAACAAGUCUUCAUCAGGCUAUGUUGGCCAGCUGAGAACAUCCAUCUUUUAAGAACCAUGCAACGGGGAGAGUUUGAUAAACAGUCCAUAACAAGACGACAGAUCCACUUCCCUAGUGCCACAGGGCAUGCCAUGUACUAGUAUACAGUAAAAAGCCAUCCUGUAUUACUAAGUAACUUGGGGCAGAAAUGUAUAUGAAAUACCCCCAAUGGAAAUAUCUCAAGCUUCAUAAUAGUUGUUUUUUAUGCUGUUUUUGUUGAACAGGUGCUGUACAUUGCACUUAAAAGGCUUUCAACUAUGAGAAACUCACCCCUCAAUCA
Molecule: messenger RNA, 2300 nt
Organism: Anguilla anguilla (European eel)
Lineage: Eukaryota; Metazoa; Chordata; Actinopteri; Anguilliformes; Anguillidae
Gene: cdin1
Product: CDAN1 interacting nuclease 1
Exons: 11
Coding region: 558-1496 (312 amino acids)
Biological process (GO): erythrocyte differentiation
Cellular component (GO): cytoplasm; nucleus
Source: RefSeq, a predicted model, not a curated record